Messenger RNA from Cylas formicarius (sweet potato weevil), 2827 nucleotides. RefSeq lists its product as uncharacterized. NCBI's taxonomy places the organism in Eukaryota, Metazoa, Arthropoda, Insecta, Coleoptera, Brentidae. The record is from RefSeq and is a predicted model, not a curated record. Bases 378 to 1802 code for a protein of 474 amino acids. The transcript is spliced from 5 exons.
CAAGUAUACGCAACUAUUUCUCUCAAAGUAAGAACCGUUAAACGGCAUUUCACGUUUCGGUCGCGGGUAAGUUUUUGCGAGAGACACGCGCGGCCUCGCGUGACGCUCGCAAUGCGAAAAUCUACCUGGCGCACUUUCCACAACAAACUCGCCCCACCCCCACCCGAACACCUGUCGAUUGCUCCGCGUAGCUCGAUCACCUUCGCGUUAGUCGUUCGCCUACUUUGAUCGGUUCGCGGUUCCGUGGUCUGUGUCGAGCGCCCCGCACACUUGAUCUUAAAUAUAGAAAACGUCGUUCCCUGGGCGGUAUUUUCCGUGAAUCAUACGAGUGAAGUGACAUGUGAGUUGUUCGCGAGGAAGAAAACAAAACGCCGGAAAUGAUUAUGAUGCGUCCGAACAACGUGGCGCCGCAAAAAAUCAACAAGCCGCCGCCGCCCGUGCCCCCUAGACCGAACAAAAGUUUGGUCCAGGAGGCGCUGGCCAAGACGCGGCACACUUUGGUGCCGCCGAACAGUCAAUCGAAGCCGCCGAAUCGGGCGGCCCCGCCGCCACCCCCGCCGGCGUCGCGGCGCCCCGUCGACAAUCAGACGGGCGGCGUGAAAAAACAGGCGCCGCAGCCGCAGCAACCGCCUCCGGUUUGCGAGCGCGCCAUAUCGUUGAACAAGGUCAGCUCGCGUCCGGUGGUCUACCAAUCGGAUAACCUAAAAAAAUCGAAAACGGCGGCGAUACUGAAGAAGGUGGACAGUUUUAAGAACGAAAUCGUGAAGAAAACGUCCAGCCUGAAGCGAGUCAACUCGAAACUGUCGGAUAAGCCCGCCGUCGUCGUCACCGAUGCGAAGGAGGAGCCGCCGGCGGCGGAAAAAGGCGAACCGAAACGUAGCGACGCGGCAAUCGUGGACGAUCGUAACCACGUAAACACGCUCAUCGACGAGAUGUUCGCGUCGGUGCUGGACGUCGACAGAGGGCGCAACCGUAUCGUGAUAUCGAACAAAACGGUCGGCGACGACGACGUUUCGUGCGAAAACCUGUCCACCGUGAUCGUCAUCAGCGACGACGACAACAAGAGCGCCUCGAGCGACGAGCGUAGAGUGAAAUUCAACGAUCGCCUGAAUCACGAGCUGCUGAUUAGCGAGUUGCGACGCAUGAACGGCGUCGAAGACGCGACGCUAAAGAACGAAGAGAAUAUACACACCAACGAUUGGUACGGGGUGAGCGACGAGGGCAAAGAGGUGAAAAUGUCGAGCUGUCACAUCACGAUAGAGGACGCACGAAGCGCUCGCCAUAAAGAAGAGGGAUCGGGGUUGGAUUUCGACAGAAUAACAAAAAUGUCCCACCUCCACGGCCUGCCCCCCCUCCCGAAAUCGUUGUCGGGAUUCAAUUUUCUGGAUCAGCGCCACCAGAGUCCCCCGACCCCCGUGCGGACAAGCUCUAUGCGGUCGUCCAAUCAGGGCCCCCAAAUCACCCCUACCCAUAUAGGUGCCCAGCAAGGACACGGAAAAAAAAUGACCAACCUGGACGCGCAGCUCGCCAUUUUGAGGAGGGAGAUGUACAGUCUCAGGCAGCAGGACCUCUCGCUCCUCUCCCAGCUGUGGUCCUUGAACGAAUCGAUUCAAGACUUCCGACAGAUGCUGCAGGACCAAGAGGACCGGAUCUUUUCGCCUCCGUCUCCGUCACCCGCGCCCUCUUCAGCGGACGAAGAGGAAUUCUACAUGAGCGCCACCUCGGUGGGGUUCAAGUCGAUGUCGAGCGUUCCCGGGAGGAAAAUGAGCGGCAGCAGUGGUGCCAGCGGCAGCGUGGGUUAGAGCUGUGCCGCUAACGGAUUAUUGAGACUGUGAUUUAAUUGAAAUUUUUCCUUCGUCGUAUAUCUAAGGUGUGCUGAUGGAAGUGUUGAUCGUGAAUGUGGUCUUUUGCAGCAUUGUAAAAUUUUUAGCUAGUCAGUUUGCCUAGGCUGAAGCUGAGAUUUAUAAAACAUUUUCGUACUGCGAUAAUAAACGUAGUAGUAGUUACAUUUUGGGUGGUCGUAAAUAAUCGCAAUUUUCAUCUCGGGGUUUUAACAAUCACUGACACGCCCAAAGGCAUUAUAUCCAAGCGUACCAUACAAAAAUCGAUAGAUGUCAGCUCGGGUAGUUUUAACUCUAAAAAUAUUAAUUGCAAACGCCCGCGAUUCUCAAAUUCCUAACUAACCAAAACUAUUACACUAAUGGAACAAACAUGGAGUAUUGAUAAACGGAGGGAUUAAGACACGUAGACGCUACAUUAUCCCAACUAAAAAGAAAUAAAGGAUUGUGUGGAUGUAUAUGUAUAUGGUCGUUUUAUACGGGCUACCAUAAUAUUAUUCGCAAAUCUACUGGGUUCCUUCUGCUUGGUCUCUUUACCAAUCCAAACCAAACUUGCUGACGUUUCGCCAAUCAUCAUCAUCCAAACUGGCUCGCAUUUUACUCUGCACCUGUUUAUAUAUUGGUUGAGGGGCCGGAGGACAUUAGUCACAAUGUUCACACCCUCCUAUAACUCCGCCCACCUCAGACCUUAUAUCAGCAGGAACAGAACAAACUGCACAGGAUUCCAGAAGAUUUGUAAAUAAUAAAAGCAUACCAAAAAUAUAACCGAUGGAAUAAUAGAGACCGUGGAAUUCCAAGACCGCAUUAUUUUGCCAAGACGGAUGUUAAACGGCAUAAAAGAAGAUGGGGCCUAUAUACAGAGGAUUAUCCUUAGGCCUAAUUAGAUAGAAGACCGCAUUUUAAACGCACGUGAUUUCUGAUAUUUCUAAUUUCGUGUGGAUAUAAUGUCUUUGCAACUAACAACAACGAAAAGCCGAUUGACAAAACCA